Molecule: messenger RNA, 1006 nt
Organism: Sesamum indicum (sesame)
Lineage: Eukaryota; Viridiplantae; Streptophyta; Magnoliopsida; Lamiales; Pedaliaceae
Gene: COX17
Product: cytochrome c oxidase 17
Cellular component (GO): mitochondrial intermembrane space
Molecular function (GO): copper chaperone activity; copper ion binding
Source: RefSeq, a predicted model, not a curated record
AUCGCAGUCAGAAUUGUCCUAAAUCGUAAUACUAACAAAGGAUUCAAUCAAUUACCCAAUUCAAAUUAUAGAAAUGGGAACUUCGAUUUCGUGGGACCUAAAGAAGUAAAUGCAAACUAGAAGCGGGAUUGAUAAGCAACGGUUUUAGGUCGAGCAACACAUGUUGAAGUUGCGGCAGACAACGAUUCUAAAACCCCAGUUCUUACAGCCUCCAUUUCUGAAUCGACGACAUCACCUCUGCUGUCCCUUUAGGUUUUCCGAAGGAAAGAAGGUUUACAUGUUAAUGGCACGAGAAAAUCCUCUUCACAUGAUUGCUCAAUGGCCUUCCUGAUGAAAUCCUGCCUCUUGAUGUCUUUUAGUUGUCAUGAUCCGACAGUAUCGUCUGAACUUCAUGGUUGAUGUAUAGAUGUGGAAAUGACCGUUUCUUUUUGUCAGGAUUGGGAAAACUUAUGUCUUUCUGUAUGUAGAUGCCGAUAUUUCGUAAGAUUGAGUAUCUGGAUUGCAAAUUCUCUCUGAGUGCUUCUCUGAAUACGGUAUUCUUCUGGGACUGGUGACGAUGGGUGGAUUAUCAAUACAGAAUUCUUCUUCCAUCGUCUCUCUGCAAUCACAGAAAGAUCAACAAGGGUCCACUGCUGUGACAUCUGCCCCUGAUUCAAAGCCCAAGAAGAAGAUCUGUUGUGCUUGCCCUGACACCAAGAAGUUGAGGGAUGAGUGCAUUGUGGAGCACGGCGAAUCCGCUUGUGAGAAAUGGAUCGAAGCUCACCGGAAAUUUCUUCGUGCAGAAGGCUUCAAUGUUUGAAAUCAGUUUGUUACUUUUCUAGUCGUUUUUGAUGGUUGGGAACAAUGUAAUUUUGGAUAUAACCUAAGUUUUCAGGGAUGUUUCUUCUGCGGAAGCUAGUCUUAUUACAGAUUAGAAAUAAACAAGGUAGUUCUUGUUUCCAAUAUAUCAUUCUUUGCAGACAGUCUAUAGUUCUGCAGGUUGUGCCAUCAUUUCUUUCUCAUUGAG